Sus scrofa (pig) is the source of this 2186-nucleotide messenger RNA. It is a transcript of the gene BAIAP2L2, whose product is annotated as BAR/IMD domain containing adaptor protein 2 like 2. The record is from RefSeq and is a predicted model, not a curated record. Gene Ontology annotation, cellular component: nucleoplasm; cytosol. Gene Ontology annotation, molecular function: protein binding. NCBI's taxonomy places the organism in Eukaryota, Metazoa, Chordata, Mammalia, Artiodactyla, Suidae. Gene Ontology annotation, biological process: plasma membrane organization; actin filament bundle assembly; actin crosslink formation.
ACAUCCCUGGCUGGUGAAUAAUUAAGCUGCCACCUCCUCCUCGACCGGCCCUCCAUCUCCGGGUCCCACUCUGCAGCCUCCUCCACUGCCCGCCGAGCCGUGGGCAUUGGAGAGUACAGACCCCAGCGCUCCCAGCCCUGCCAGCACCACCAGCCUCCUGCUCUGCGUCCAGGCGCAUCCAUCCAUGGCCCCCGAGAUGGACCAGUUCUACAGGUCCACCAUGGCCAUCUACAAGAGUAUCAUGGAGCAGUUCAACCCCGCCCUGGAGAACCUGGUGUACCUGGGAAACAACUACCUGCGGGCAUUCCACGCUCUGUCCGAGGCGGCCGAGGUGUACUUCAACGCCAUCCAGAAGAUCGGGGAGCAGGCCCUGCAGAGUUCCACCUCGCAGAUUCUGGGUGAGAUCCUGGUGCAGAUGUCGGACACGCAGCGGCACCUGAACUCUGACCUGGAGGUGGUGGUGCAGACAUUCCAUGGAGACCUGCUGCAGCACAUGGAGAAGAACACCAAGCUGGACAUGCAGUUCAUCAAAGACAGCCGCCAGCACUACGAGAUGGAGUACCGCCACCGAGCCGCCAACCUGGAGAAGUGCAUGUCAGAGCUAUGGCGUAUGGAGCGCAAGAGAGACAAGAACGCACGGGAGAUGAAGGAGAGCGUGAACCGGCUGCAUGCGCAGAUGCAGGCCUUCGUGUCUGAGAGUCAGCGGGCAGCUGAACUGGAAGAGAAGCGGCGCUAUCGCUUCCUGGCCGAGAAGCACCUGCUGCUUUCCAACACCUUCCUGCAGUUUUUUGGCCGGGCGCGGGGGAUGCUCCAGAACCGGGUGCUGCUGUGGAAGGAGCAGUCGGAGGCCAGCCGCAGCCCGUCGCGUGCCCACUCCCCGGGCCUGCUGGGCCCCGUGCUGGGGCCGCCCUACCCCUCGGGCCGCCUGACGCCCACCCGCCUGGACAUGCCCCAGCGGCCCCUGGGAGAGUUCGGCUCCCCCCGCAGCCGGCACGGCUCCGGCUCCUACGGCCCCGAGCCCACCGAGGCGAGGUCCCUGCCGCGGACGCCGUCCGCCUCCUCGCUCUACGGCAGCAGCACCCAGCGCUCGCGCUCCAACUCUUUUGGCGAGCGCCCGGGCGGCGGGGGCGGCGGCGGCGGCGCCCGGAGGGUCCGCGCCCUGGUCUCCCACUCGGAGGGUGCCAACCACACGCUGCUGCGCUUCUCGGCCGGAGACGUGGUGGAGGUGCUGGUGCCGGAGGCCCAGAACGGCUGGCUCUAUGGCAAGCUGGAGGGCUCAUCCACGAGCGGCUGGUUCCCCGAGGCCUAUGUGAAGCCUCUGGAAGAACUGCCCAUGAAUCCCAUGAAACCUUUGAACCCCGUGACCUCCAUGAAGCCCAUGAACGCUGUGAACCCCGUUGCCUCCACGAACCCCGUGAGCCCUAUGAAUGCGCUGCCUUCCAGGUCCUACCCGCUCCGGGGCAGCCAAAGCCUUGAUGACCUCCUGGACCGGCCGGGUAACUCCACAGCACCCUCCGAGUACUGGGAUGGCCAGUCCCGCUCCCGAACCCCCAGCGGGGUCCCGAGCCGCACCCCCAGCCCCGUACCUACACCCCUGCCUGGCAGCCGCCGAGGUAGCAUGGGCAGCAUGGGGGCGGCCAGUGAUGGCAAGAAACUUACGUCCUGGGAGCAGCAACCCCCAGAGCUCUUCCCUCGGGGCACGAACCCCUUCGCCACCGUAAAGCUGCGUCCCACUGUCACCAACGACCGCUCAGCGCCCCUUAUCCGCUGAGGCGCCAUCCUCCACCAGGGGUCUGAGGUCGUCUCCUGCACACCUGCCCAAGGGCUGCCCAGAGCUGGCGGCAGCAGAAGCAGCAGCAGUGGAUCCAAGAAGCCAGGGCCCCGAUCCGGGAGGUGGCUGCCCUUCCACAAACCACGCCCCGGCCUGAGAAGUUCCAAGGGCGCUGGCCUGGGGUCUGGGGCCUUCCAAAUAAAGCAGGUGGAAUUGGGGGACAGAGCCAUUUCUCCCCACUCCAAGGAGCCCCAGACUCUCCCUGGGGGGCCCACCUCGUGUCCCCCACCCUCUUUCCUCCUUCUGUGUCCCAGUGGGGAGGAGUCCCUUACACGCCCCCUCCCCUGCCCCGCACACGUCCCCCUGUUUAAUUUUUGUAAACAGUGAGAAAUAAAGCAAGUGAGAUAUGACGGCG